AAUGGCUACACAUACUAGUCCUGUCUGCCAUGGCCAAGAUAAUAUGUUUCUGGAAGAUCAUUGUGUGAGGAGAAACAAUGACAGAGAUCCAAAGAAGAAGUUGGACCAGAAGGACAUCCAUGGACUUGGCCAAAACCCAGACAAUGGACUACUGGUUACACAUGUUAACCAGACACAAGACUUACUGAGGCUGCAGAGAGAUGAGACCAAACCCUCGGCUUGGGAGGACUCGGAAGACUGGCUUUCCAGGCACAGUUUACAGUUUGAGAGGCUCACCCUGGCUGACCUGCUUAGCCAAGGCACCGCCGUGCUGGAGGAGGGCAGCAAUAUCAUGAGGAAAGUGUACUUCUCCACCCAGAUCAUCCACCAAUUUGAAUCCAAGCUUUCUGAGUAA
Leptonychotes weddellii (Weddell seal) is the source of this 394-nucleotide messenger RNA. The record is from RefSeq and is a predicted model, not a curated record. Lineage: Eukaryota; Metazoa; Chordata; Mammalia; Carnivora; Phocidae.